Molecule: messenger RNA, 1686 nt
Organism: Triticum aestivum (bread wheat)
Lineage: Eukaryota; Viridiplantae; Streptophyta; Magnoliopsida; Poales; Poaceae
Exons: 2
Coding region: 300-1070 (256 amino acids)
Biological process (GO): ubiquitin-dependent protein catabolic process
Molecular function (GO): ubiquitin protein ligase activity
Source: RefSeq, a predicted model, not a curated record
GGUACACCUGUCUCGGCCGUAAAAAGCUCCUGCCCGAAAAAAAACUCAACUGAACAAGAGAAGGGGAACAGCGCACCUCAAAAAGAAAAGAGAGAGAGAGAGAAGGGGAACAGCGGGGCGGCGGCGGCGGUGAGCUGCAGGCUGCGCGCGUGGUGGAGGAAGGGCAGCAAGCUAACACGGUCGACGGCCGGCUGUCGGGAGCAGCAUCAUCGUCGGGCAAAGUCAGAUCUUGGCCAGUGCUCGCUCGCCGUUCUAAAAAUUGAGCCGCUUCGAUUCGUGCUGCCCACGAGGGACGAGGCAUGCCAUCGCCGCUGAGGAACAUGCCGGCGGUGGCCCCCGCGGCGACGGAGUGCCGGCUCAGCGGAAAAGCGGGUGCCAAGCAAGGCAUCAUCCGCGGCAAUGAUCACAAGUGCUUCGUGCGCCUGCACGGCGACCUGAUCGUCAGCUACCGGAUGCGCGCGGUGGGAGGGUCCAAGAGACCCACGCUCCUGCACGAGGAGGCUCCCAAGAAAUUCGACAAACUCUUUGAGCUCUUCGAUCCCGACGCCUUCUUCCAGAGCUACCUGGCCUGCCGCGACGCCAUCCACCAGAUGCUCGCGCAGACGCCGCUCGUCGGCGAGUUCGACCUCGCCCCCGAUAACUGGGACGACUUCCUGCCCCACGAUCUGGCCACUUUCACGGUGGGCGCGGCUCGGCGCGACGCCGAUGAACAUGGGAGAGUCGACCUUCGCUACAGCGUCGACAUCGAUCUCACCAUCUGGGUGAAGGUCUUCUACAGCGAGCCCAAGGCGCUGCUCCUCGCCUGCAACCAGCGUGCCGCGGUGACACGGUGCCUGUUCGCGGCGACGCCGACCGACUGCUGUGUGUGCAUGGAGGAUUUCGUGGCGCCGAGAGACAGCGACACCACCGUGAGGCUGCCGUGCUCCCACGCCUUCCACCGCGCCUGCAUUUUGCCGUGGCUUUACAAGGCGUCCACAUGCCCAAAGUGUCGCCAUGGCUUGGCCAAGUACCUUGAUGCCGCCACCGACACACCAAUGGGGAAGUUCCCAGGCCUCCCCAAACCUUCCUGAAUCCUGAUCGGCCGACCCCCCCAAUGGAGGAGUUCCUUCCAAGGAUCAACAAUUAUAUAUAAUCGUACUCCUGAUGUUCUAUUCUAGUUGUAUUCCUUGUGGGCAUGUCCAAGGAUCAUCUUUCCUGCAGAGAUUGUUAAAGCAGUGUUGUAACAACGGUACAUAUGCGAAAUGACUUGUAUUAGUUUGGAGUACCAGCAUCUGCAUAUCACAUUGCCCAGUUUAUUGUUUGCUUGUGCCCUCAAUGUGGAAGAAGGUUCGAAAAUAAGGGCAACAUCAAUGUAUAUGCACUGCAGGUUGUGGUUCAAAAUAAUGAUGAUCUUGAAAAGGUUGGGUUUGUUUCUUCACUUUAUCUGGGUAUUUCUUUGGCCAUGAACUGAGCAUGUCUACACCUUCUUGCAGGGAAAAGGUCGAAUCCCUUGAGGAAGCUGUAAGUAUUUCUUUAUGCCAUCUGCGAGCUUCUACUGGAGUAAAAUCAAGAUUCUUUUCUCGUGCUUGUUUGUAUUGCUAAUUUCCUGCUAAAAUGAAGUUAAAAAUGAUUUCACAGACAGAUAAGAACUACUAUUUGUGAGCCAUUAUUAUUCGGUCGUGAAUGUGCAAAUGGAUUAUUUCCUCA